CUCAAGAGUAUGGGUCGCUAAAACGACAAAAACCGCGUCGCUGGAGGGACGUCGAGAUACGGACGUCGCACGAAGGUGUUGUGCGAUUAUUUCCGCAGGUUGCAGUCGAACCGGCGAGGAGGUGGGCGGUCUCGCAGCGUCGGGGGAGAGAGAAGGCCGAUACGACCGCCUCUAUGUUCUCGUAAAGUGACGCCUCGAAACAACUCAGUAGUGCCGCGUCUCCAGUUGUUCUGUGUUGCUCGCAGCGCCCGGUGCGUUGCAACAGCAUCAUGACCGAAGGCGGGGGUGCUGCCAUGUUGCCUUCGUUUGGGUUCACGCAGGAACAAGUUGCCUGUGUGUGCGAAGUUCUCCAACAGUCGGGCAACAUCGAGCGGCUCGGACGUUUCUUGUGGUCGCUGCCUGCAUGUGAGCAUCUGCAGAAGAACGAGAGUGUGCUGAAGGCAAAGGCGCUCGUCGCCUUCCACCGCGGGAGCUUCAAGGAACUGUACCGGAUCUUAGAAUCCCAUCAUUUCUCCGCUGCGUCCCAUCCGAAGCUGCAAGCCCUGUGGCUCAAGGCCCACUACAUCGAAGCCGAGCGGUUACGGGGCCGUCCCUUGGGAGCAGUUGGGAAGUAUCGGAUUCGUCGGAAGUUCCCUUUGCCCAGGACGAUAUGGGACGGCGAAGAGACGAGUUACUGCUUCAAGGAGAAGUCGCGUAACAUUCUUCGUGAGUGGUACGCUCAUAAUCCUUAUCCGUCGCCGAGGGAAAAGCGCGAACUCGCCGAAGCCACGGGUCUCACCACCACGCAGGUCAGCAACUGGUUCAAGAACCGGCGACAGAGGGACCGGGCAGCCGAAGCGAAGGACAGGGAUCCCAACGACAAGACCCCGCAGAAGGUAUCAGGCAACAGCAACCACUCCAGCAAGUCUGGCUCCGAUUCAGGGGGUUGCCUAAGUCCACCAGACCACUCGUCCAAGCUUCAGGACCGGAAGCCGUCAUCAAUCCUGGACUCACCCCCUCAUCUUCAAGGCCCUGUCAGCCCUCCGCCCCCUUCAACCCAGACCACAGACAUCUCUUUACAUCCACACAGCGUCAAUGGCCUUUUCGGCAACGACCUCAAGUCAUCCACGGUCUCUUCGGCUGUCUUAGGAGGCCACCCGCAGACAACCCUUUCGGGCGGCGACCCCUCUUCCAUGAUCCCGGGUACCACAGCAGGCUUCCGACUGGGACAUCCUCUGGUCUCCGCUGCGGCCCUCGGAGACCUUAGUCUUGGACUCACGCCUGACUACCAGGCUUUAUGACAAUCAGUUGCGGGGACCACUACUGAGUGGCCCCCGCUCUGCUUGCUCCCACCGGAACCUCACCUUAUGGCGGCGCAGUCCAGGACUGCAAGGACUGAGUCCAUGUUCUGUACGUAGGGGAAAUCGCCGUCCGGAUGUUACGCUAGUCGUCAGCGGAAGUGACGUAUGCUGACGUCACGUCGUGGUGGUGUGCCCUGGCUUCGGCGAGUGCUAGUCUAGAUAUCGCGCGAACUCGCGGGAUUUUCGUUGCUUUGUCUCAAGAAUUCCACUGUCUGAGUAGCGGGGCUCGUCCCGAGUGAAUGUGUGUAGCAGACAACAUCACAGUGACUUACCGUGUCGUCUGCUCGUGUCCGGAGACUGUGUCUCUCACUUCAUGGAGUUAUUAGCCUGAAGUUGAUGUGGCUAGCAGGGACAACGUCGCAUGCAGAACAUUUGGAACUGCGUAGUGUUUUAGUUGUUGCUGAGAAGGCUUACAUUCUGGAGUUUUUUUCUUGAAUACCUAAUAACAGGACAUGCGAAACAGGACAUCAAGAACUUAAUCAAAACUGAUUCCUUCGGAAAUCCAAAUCAGCGAAAGUAAGGAACAUCUGUCUAUCAUCAUCAGUCCUGGACAUGACGUUUCACUCUUCUGUUAUAACGAAAACGCUGAAGAAGAGGAACAGCAGAAAUAGAUUGUAGAAGAACACAAGACCUUCAGCCCCCCCAAACACCUUCUAGAGCGACCUGUGUGCAAGGUGCACUGUGUACUUUACUUUGUACAUACACAAAACUUAUUCCUUUCAUGAUUCAGCUGGACGCGCAGUUCAUUGUGAUAUAUAAGUUCGUGUGCGUGCGUGUGUGUGUGUGUGUGCAACAGAAGCGAAAAUCAGUUCGAAGAUCGAAAACGAAGAAUGACUUCUACCUCUACCGUGACUUUCCUUCUUUUAAAAAGUCAAGAAAGUUUUUGUAGUUGGUAAGAGUGUAUACAGCUUCUUUCGUUCCCGCCUGUCGCUUGGCAGUUUGCUGUUUAUUAGUGUGUGACGUUGCUUUUCACAGUGUGAAAAGCAAUUCAUUCAGCACCAGGAACUGUCUGCUGCUCCGGGGAGCAGGUGAUAUAGGAGAAGCGAGAUGUCAUCUGGUUUUUUUCUCUGCGAAAGUGUUAAUGAAAAUGUGUCAACACCGGAAGCAACCCGAAUCGAAAUUGAAGUUUUACGAAGGAGAUUGGCAAUGCUCCUCACGUUUUUAGUGUGUCUCUUUGUGGAUUAAGAUGAACACGCUGUGCGUUAUAGAUUGUAUCUUGCGCUCUUGUGGAAGCAGAUGGUUUUAGAAAGCACGUUACGACUUUUGUAAAAAAAAAAAAAAAACUGAUAGUGAAUGAAAAAUGGUUUCCAAUGAUUAAGCGAGAAGCUCUGGGCAAAGGUAUAAAAUGUCACUGUAAUAAUAUUACCAAUGCUUUUGGAAGCGCGCUUUUGCGUGUGGAGAGCGACUAACGACUCCAGGGUUGGGGUGACUUAGGUUUACGGUUUUACGAUUAGUAAAAGUCUUUCAUAAAGAUGGCGUAGUGAAACGAAAAGUGGUUUCCAUUGGUGCACAUUUCGUCUAGGUUCUGCACGUUUGAUUAAUAUCAAUAUGUUGAUCCAAAUAAGAAAUAAUUUGGAAGGAAGUCUAGACGUCGGACCAUAUGACUGCAUGCUAAACGUUUCACAUCAAAGGUUUCUGGCACUUCGAAGCAAGGCAUAUGACAGUCUGGCAUACGACACUAUUAAAAGUCAAGCAACAGUAAAUAGCACAUACAAACUUUACAAUUGCUUUUGCCCAGUGUUUCUCCGUAUGUCGUUAUAAGUUUUACGGCAAAUGUUAAAAUAUUAGAGACAACAUUAUUUUACUGUGUAAAGGUCGAUCGCUAAGAGCAUUGUCCUUGCGUUCAAACACAUUGUAUCCAUAUUGACCUAUUCGAAGGAUCACGCGAAAAAAAUCUUACAACACGCCAUCAUGUGCGCUGAUGUUGACUAUGGGUCGUGGCAAUUCGUUUAAAAUAACAUCUGCUCAAGUAUGCCCUUUAUGUGUAAAAAUGAUAAAUGACGGUAUUGUAUGUCACAGAAACUGAACGUUUAUUCAUAGUGCACGAGGAAGUGACGAGCGAUUACGAGCAGAGUGACGCUGGUCUCCAGAUGAAAUGAAAGCGACUGUGCACAUAGAUAAUGACACUGUUUCAUAUUGUACAUAGGGAUGGAAUAUAAUAUAAAUAAAACAGCAGGAAUGACAUGAAACAGAA
Molecule: messenger RNA, 3534 nt
Organism: Ornithodoros turicata
Lineage: Eukaryota; Metazoa; Arthropoda; Arachnida; Ixodida; Argasidae
Product: homeobox protein six1b-like
Exons: 2
Coding region: 270-1280 (336 amino acids)
Biological process (GO): regulation of transcription by RNA polymerase II
Cellular component (GO): nucleus; transcription regulator complex
Molecular function (GO): RNA polymerase II cis-regulatory region sequence-specific DNA binding; DNA-binding transcription factor activity, RNA polymerase II-specific
Source: RefSeq, a predicted model, not a curated record